Messenger RNA from Colletes gigas, 1544 nucleotides. RefSeq names its product syntaxin-6. Gene Ontology annotation, cellular component: SNARE complex; endomembrane system; synaptic vesicle membrane. NCBI's taxonomy places the organism in Eukaryota, Metazoa, Arthropoda, Insecta, Hymenoptera, Colletidae. Gene Ontology annotation, biological process: intracellular protein transport; vesicle fusion; Golgi vesicle transport. The record is from RefSeq and is a predicted model, not a curated record. Bases 220 to 1065 code for a protein of 281 amino acids. Gene Ontology annotation, molecular function: SNARE binding; SNAP receptor activity. The transcript has 6 exons.
GAUUCGGAGCAGGCGUCACAAUACACCACGGCGCGUGGUAGCGUAACAGUGGGGCGCGAGCAAGUGUCAAUUCGAUUAUUGUCGUCGUUUACGAGGGCAAUCGGUGCUUUCAUUGAGAUCGUUCGGAAUUUCUACCGAUGAUCGGCAAAUCGCGUAUACGUAUUCCUAUGGGUGCCGUGAGGCGGCGAGAAAGGCCACCUCUUUAAAUUAAAAGAAGGAAUGACGCUGGAGAAUCCGUUCUUUGUCGUCAAGGACGAAGUUUGUAAGGCCCUGAAUAAAAAUCGCGGUUUAUACGGGCGCUGGACGGAAUUGCAGGAUGUUAUUGUCACGAGCCCUACUGUGAGUGGGGGAAUCCCGAUCUCGCGCGACGAAUUAGAGUGGACGACUACAGAAUUGCAGAAAGCAUUACGAUCGAUCGAAUGGGAUUUGGAUGAUCUAGAACAUACGAUCCGUAUCGUAAAAAAGAAUCCGACGAAAUUUAAAAUAGAUAAUAAGGAGUUAACGGUUCAACGAAGCUUUAUCGAACAAACACGAGAAGAAGUGAAGAUCAUGAAGGAUAAGAUGAAUUUAAGUAGAGGUCGGGACCGCGAUAGUACAGCAAGACAGCCACUAUUGGAUAACAGUCCUGCACGAGUUCCUGUUAACCAUGGCACGACUAAGUACAGUAAAUUGGAAAAUGAAAUUGAUAGCCCGAAUAGGCAAUUCUUGGGAGACACGUUACAGCAACAGAAUAACAUGAUGAGACAACAAGACGAGCAAUUGGACAUGAUGGGAGAAAGUAUCGGUUCUCUUAAAACAGUAUCUAGACAAAUCAAUACUGAAUUAGAUGAACAAGCUGUUAUGCUAGAUGAAUUUGGUAAUGAGUUAGAGGUGACAGAUUCUAAAUUGGACGCAACAAUGAAAAAAAUGGCCAAAGUUCUUCAUAUGAGUAAUGGUAACUAUAAUAAUUACAUUCCUGCUCCUACUACUGCAACAUCUAGUGUUUCUGAUCUUGCCUCUAAACCUUCUUCUCUAUCGUCUUUAUCGAACACAAUAACUAAUUGUUUUUUAUGUUCCGGAGAUUAAAUAGGUACAGUUACCACAAUCGUACCAUAAUUAUUCAGUAAAUCUAUAAAAUUAAAACAUUAUUUACAUUCUUUCGCUUAACUGUUUACUUCAUCGGAGUACAUUUAUAAUAUUCAGUUGUAUUAUUUGCGUUUGAUUUAUACUCAAAUUAAUAACGAUUUAAUGUAACUACUGAAAAAUGAUGGGAUUUUUAAAACAAAAGUUGAUAUUCACUUUGUCUUUAUAACGUUGCAUACUAGCAUUGUCGAUAAACAAUUUUUAUGUACACUUACCAAACUAAUCGAAACUAAUAGCAUUGUUUUACCUUUAAAAUAUUUUUCUAUUUUUCCCCUGUUAAACGUGCAUAGGGUUAUACAGACAUGCAAUUAAUCCAGUGAUUUAUCGGAGAGUAGAAAUCUGACUAAAAUAAUAUUUAAAAUGAAAGUUAAUAAAGUAUAUAUUUAUUACUUAAUCAUUCAGCAAACAUAAAUUGAAAUAAA